GAAUAAUUCUUAGCUCUGCUUUAAUGGAGGACACUGCACUUAGAUGACCUAUUUGGAUUUCUUCCAGUCUUAAGAUUCUAUUAUCCUCUGAUUCAUUCUCCAUGGGCUGUUAAGCUUGCACCUUGUACCAGUGCUAAACUAAACUCAUUAGUGAUUAAAGGAUGGGGAAAGUGUUAGGGUUCAGAGAAAAGCCCCUUAUUUUUUAUGUCUUUUUAUUUUGUCUUCUUCAAGGGGUCAGUGCUGUUGGACCUUGUGAUGGCGAGGGAGAAAGUGAGGCGGACACAGCUGCAGUCACUAUCCCAGAGGAAAUAGAGGUGGAUCUGGAGCAGAAACAGCUCACUUACUUCAUUCGCCAUGAGAAUGCAGAGAUCACAGCAGAGAAUUUCCAGAAGACGGUGCAAUUUGGCACUGUUCGGAGACCCUACAUUGAUUCCCUGAUGCGAAUUCUCAAUAGUGUCUUCCUGCCUCGCCUCUUCCACAACACCACUUGGCCGGAGAGCAUCAAGAAUGAAUUCUUCUUGGAAAUAUACCACUUCAUGACCUCUCUUACAGAUACACGUUCCAAAAUGAAGGGCCGCACGGUUCUCUACAUCCCGAUUGAAGCCCUGACGAUGAAGCCCGAAGUGGUGGUAAAAGACAAAGCGCUCGUACAGAGACUGGAAACUUCCAUGAUCCACUGGACGCGCCAGAUCAAGGAGGUGCUGAGGGCACAGGAGGCAGUGGAGAGCAGGGAGAGCACAGGGCCACUGGAAGAGAUUGAGUUCUGGAAGAACCGCUGCACUGAUCUGUCGGAGAUCAGCAAACAGCUCUGUAGGCAGGGGGUGAAGCAUAUAGAGUCCAUCCUGCUGCUUUCCAAGUCCUCCUACGUGGCUCCCUUCCAAAGGCUGGCCAGGCAGAUACAGGAUGGGUCUGAGCAAGCUCAGUCGAACCUCCGAUUCCUUUCCAUCCUGAAAGAGCCAUUCCAAGAGUUGGCCACACUGCGGCCCAAAGACAUCCCUGACAAGCUUCCCCACCUCAUCAGCCUCGUCCGCAUCAUAUGGGUCAACUCACCGUACUACAAUACCAGAGAGAGAAUCACAGCCCUCUUCCGAAAGAUGAGCAAUAAAAUUAUCCAGAUGUGUUGUCGAGACAUUUCCCUGGACCGGAUUUUUGAGGGUUACGUGGUAUCCAGCAGACAGUGUCUCCAUGACUGUAUAUCAUGUGUGAAUGCGUGGAAGGACUGUUACCUGUAUGCAGCUCAGAUGCACAACAGGCUUUCUGGAAAAGGCUGGGUCCUUGACCAGACUAGCAUUUUUGCCCAAGUGGAUGCCUUUGUUCAGCGCUGCAAAGACCUUCUGGAGGUUUGCGACUGCCAGCAGCACUUUGCCCGCUGGGAGGAUGGGAAGCAGACCCCAUUGCCCUGUUUCUUUGGGCACCGAGGUCCCCAGAUGACCCGGAACUUGCUGGAGAUAGAGGAGACUUUUCAGAAGCAUCUGCAUACCCUGCGGAACAUGAAGGGCGAGAUCCUGGAUGUGAAGAACACAUUCUGGCAUGAGGAUUUUAACCGGUUCCGCUCCGGGGUCAAAGACCUGGAGGUGAUGACCCAAAACCUGAUCACUUCAGCCUUUGAGACGGUGAGGGAUGUGGAGCAUGGCGUAGAAAUCCAGGAUAUCUUCCAUCACCUUUCCUCACGAGAGGCCAUCAAGCGCACCUUUGACAAGAAAGCUGUGGAUGUUUACAUGCUGUUCAACAGAGAGCUCUCCCUGGUCAACAAAGAGCUGAGCAAGAAGCUGCCCUUCCUGCCACCACACAUGUGCCAUUACUCGGGUCUGGCUCACUGGAUGCGGGCUCUGCGCCGGCGCAUCGACAGACCCCUAAAGUGUCUUUCCAAUGCUCACUUCCUGCCCCAUAUUGGGACAGGGGAAGAGAGCUUUCAGGCUUAUCAGCUGCUGAUCCAGGCCAUGGAUGAGAUUGAGAGGAAAACAUUCCAGGAAUGGACUCAGACUCUGGACAAAGACAGCCUUAAACGCUUGGACACUCCCCUCCUUAUCCUCAGCACUGAGAAGAGUGGCAUGUUGGACAUUAAUUUUGACAAGGAUUUGCUGAAAUUAUUUGUGGAAAUCCAUUACUGGGAAAGGCUGCUUUUUGAGAUCCCCCACUAUGUAGUGGAAGUUUAUGACAGGAAGGAAGAUCUGCGAAACCUCCGUGAGAAUUUGCUCCUGGUUGCCCGGGACUAUAACAGGAUCAUUGCUAUGCUGUCCCCAGAGGAGAGGGCCUUGUUCAAGGAGCGGAUCCGAUACCUGGACAAGAAGAUCCAGCCCGGCCUGAAGAAGCUGCACUGGUCACUGAAAGGGGCUAGCACUGCCUUCAUUGGUGAGUGCCGACUGCAUGCCAGCAAGGUGCAGACUAUUGUGAAUGAAUUCAAGGCAGCCACCCUUACCAUCGCUCGCAGUGCCCAGCAGAUCAGCGAGGCGCUGCUGGUGCGGAUCACUGGCAAGCGGGUCUAUAACGACCUGGAGUUUGAGGAGGACCAGAAGGAGCACCGUGCUUGGAUGCAGCAGAAACUGAUGGGUAUCCAUGAGGAGGUCAUCACCAUUAUGUGUCAAACCUAUGAAGUCUUCAAACAUGAUAGUGCCGAGGUGCAGCAGUACUGGAUGGCCUACACUGUUAAGAUGAACAGAAUGAUGGAGGAAGCCUUCAGGCUCAAUGUCAAGUGGUCCCUGCUAGAACUCUCCAAGGCCAUCAAUGGGGAUGGCAAGACCACUACUAACCCCCUGUUCAGGGUCAAGGUAAUCCUGCAGGACAACUACCCGGCACCCUCUGCUCAGGUUGAAUUUUCCCCAACUUUGACCCAGCUUGCUAGUAUGGUCAAUGACAUCAGCAGUCACCUAAUUACCAGCAUCUCUGUCUUCCGCCACCUGCCAGAGAUCCUGACCAAACGCAAAUUCCUCCGUGAUCCCAUCUCGAUUCUCGUGGAGCGUGAUGAAGAUAUCAAGAAAAUCCAGGCACUGAUCAGUGGUGGCAUGCAAGCAAAUGCCACACUCCUCCAGGCAUAUCUGAAGACCUGGGAUGUGUACCGUGAGAUCUGGGAGGUCAACAAGGACUCCUUCAUUAACCGUUACCGUCACCUCAACCCACUCGUGUCAUCCUUUGAUGCAGACACGGCUCGGUACAUGGAAGUGGCCAACAAUGUGCAGAAGGAGGAGACAGUGCUGAACAUCCAGUUUGUGUUGCUCGACUGCUCGCAUCUCAAGUUCUCUGUGGUCCAGCACUGCAACGAGUGGCAGAACAAGCUCACCAACCUGCUGAAUGAGAUGGCCAGUUCCCGGCUACAGGAGCUGUUCACCUACCUCCAGGAGAACGCUAAGAACAUCAGCCGGCCUCCACAGACUCUGGAGGAACUGGGCCAAAGCCUGCAGCUCCUUGACACGCUGCAGCAUGAGCUACCAAAGCUAGAGGGGCAGAUCCCGCCCAUUCAUGAGCAGUUUGCCAUCCUGGAGAAAUACGAAGUGGCUGUGGAUGAAGGCGUGCUGCAAACGCUAGGAGCACUCAAUUCCGAAUGGCUGUCCUUUCAGCAGUGCAUCUUGGAGAGCGAUGUCAUGCUAAAGAAACACAAAGAGAAGUUCAAGACAGGCCUAAUCCAUUCUGCGGAUGACUUCAAGAAAAAGGCCCAGGUCCUUCUUCAGGAUUUUGGCACUAAAGGUCCAUUUACCAAUGCUGUGAGCUGUGAGAUGGCCCUUGAGCAGAUUGUGGCGAUGCGGCAGCUGCUGGCCACCAUGAAGGAGGAGGAGAAUACCCUGCGCUCCAACCUGGGCAUCUUCAAAAUUGAGCAGCCAGCUUCCAAAGACCUGCAGAAGCUUGAGAAGGAGCUGGACUACCUGCAGCAGGUGUGGGAGAUCACGAAAGAUUGGGAAGAGAACUGGAACGAGUGGAAGACAGGAAGCUUCAAGACCCUGCAAACUGAAGUGAUGGAAACCAUAGCGUAUGGGCUCUUCCGGAAGCUCAACAAGUUGAGCCGGGAGCUUAAGGAUCGGAACUGGGAGAUUAUCGAGACUUCUAAGGUGAAGAUUGAGCAGUUUAAGAGGACAAUGCCCCUGAUCUCAGACCUCAAGAACCCGGCUUUGAGGGAGAGACAUUGGGAUCAGGUGAAGGACUUAGUCCUCAGGACGUUCGACCAGGAUGCUGAAGAUUUCAGGCUGGAGAAUAUUGUGGAGCUUGGCCUGGAUCAACACGUGGAGAAAAUUAAUGAAAUCUCUGCAUCAGCCACCAAGGAGCUGUCUAUUGAGCUGGCUCUCCAAGUCAUCGCCAAGACCUGGGAUGUCACAUUGCUAGAUAUUGUGCCAUAUAAGGACAAGGGGCACCAUCGACUCAGGGGGACGGACGAGGCGUUCCAGGCACUAGAGGAUAACCAGGUCUCCCUCUCCACUAUGAAGGCCUCGCGCUUUGUCAAGCCCUUUGAGAAGGAGGUAGAUCGAUGGGAGCGCUGCCUCUCGCUCAUCCUGGAGGUGAUAGAGAUGGUGCUGACUGUGCAGAGGCAGUGGAUGUACCUGGAGAACAUCUUCCUGGGAGAAGACAUCCGAAAGCAGCUGCCCCAGGAAUCGGCCUCCUUUGAUCAGAUCAAUACCAGCUGGAAAAUUAUCAUGGACAGACUUAACAAGGAUAACAAUGCUCUGCGUGGGACACAUUACCCAGGCCUCCUGGACAAGUUGGUUGAGAUGAACGGUGCCCUGGAGGAAAUCCAGAAAUCCCUAGACAUGUACCUGGAGACUAAGCGCCACAUCUUCCCCCGCUUCUACUUCCUGUCCAAUGAUGACCUACUGGAGAUCCUGGGCCAGUCGCGCAACCCUGAGGCCGUGCAGCCCCACCUCAAGAAGUGCUUCGAUAACAUUAAGUCCCUCAAAAUCCAGAAGGUGGGAAUGGGCAACAAGUCUGAAGCUGUGGGCAUGUACUCCCUGGAUGGGGAGUACGUGGAAUUUGCCCACUCAGUGCUGCUGGAAGGGCCCGUGGAGGAGUGGCUGUGUGAUGUAGAGCGGGCCAUGCGCUGGACCCUGAAGGAGCUGUUGAGAAACUGCCGCCUUGCCCUGAAAAAGAUGCUGACGAAAAGGGACAAGUGGGUGAAGGAGUGGGCUGGACAGAUGGUGAUCACUGCCAGCCAGAUCCAGUGGACAGCAGACGUCACCAAAUGCCUGGCCAACUGCAAGGAACGAGGGGACAAGAAAUUCCUCAAGGUCAUGAAAAAGAAGCAGGUGUCCUUGCUGAAUAAAUACUCAGAGGCCAUCCGGGGCAGCCUGACCAAGAUCAUGCGCCUGAAAAUCGUUGCUCUGGUGACGGUGGAAAUUCACGCGCGGGAUGUCAUAGAGAAGCUCUACAAGAGCAGCUUGAUGGAUGUGACGGCCUUUGAGUGGCUGAGCCAACUCCGCCUCUACUGGGACAAGGAUCUGGACGAUUGUGUCAUCAGACAAACCAACACCCAGUUCCCCUAUGGCUACGAGUACCUGGGCAACUCUGGACGCUUGGUCAUCACACCACUCACUGACAGGUGCUACAUAACUCUGACCACAGCCCUCCACCUCCACCGCGGAGGGUCUCCCAAAGGCCCUGCUGGCACAGGGAAAACAGAGACUGUGAAAGACCUGGGUAAAGCCCUUGGCAUGUAUGUGAUCGUAGUGAACUGCUCCGAAGGCCUGGACUAUAAAUCCAUGGGGCGCAUGUACUCAGGCCUGGCUCAGACAGGGGCCUGGGGCUGCUUUGAUGAGUUCAACCGCAUCAACAUUGAAGUCCUGUCUGUGGUGGCCCAGCAGAUCCUCUCCAUCCUGUCCGCCUUGGCUGCCAACAUGAGUUCAUUCACAUUUGAGGGCCAUAAGAUCAAGCUGGUGUGGUCCUGUGGCAUCUUUAUCACCAUGAACCCAGGUUAUGCCGGACGGACGGAGCUGCCUGACAACCUCAAGUCCAUGUUCCGCCCCAUCUCCAUGGUGGUGCCUGACUCCACGCUCAUUGCAGAGAUAAUCCUCUUUGGAGAAGGCUUUAACAACUGUAAGCUCCUGGCUAAGAAGGUCUUUACCCUGUAUUCACUGGCGGUGCAGCAGCUGUCCAAGCAGGAUCACUAUGACUUUGGGCUGCGGGCACUGACGUCACUGCUUCGUUAUGCUGGGAAGAAGCGCAGGGUGCAUCCCAACAUCACUGACGAAGAGAUUCUCCUCAUGGCUAUGAAGGACAUGAAUAUCGCCAAGCUUGCCUCGAUCGACGUGCCCCUCUUCAACGGCAUUAUCCAGGACCUCUUCCCGGGCAUCGACUAG
This is a messenger RNA of Pelodiscus sinensis (Chinese soft-shelled turtle), 6275 nucleotides long. NCBI's taxonomy places the organism in Eukaryota, Metazoa, Chordata, Testudines, Trionychidae. The record is from RefSeq and is a predicted model, not a curated record.